This is a messenger RNA of Mauremys reevesii (Reeves's turtle), 3558 nucleotides long. It is a transcript of the gene INTS12, whose product is annotated as integrator complex subunit 12. Bases 144 to 1535 code for a protein of 463 amino acids. Lineage: Eukaryota; Metazoa; Chordata; Testudines; Geoemydidae. Gene Ontology annotation, cellular component: integrator complex. The transcript has 7 exons. The record is from RefSeq and is a predicted model, not a curated record. Gene Ontology annotation, biological process: snRNA 3'-end processing.
UCCGCCUCUUCCUCCGCACGCUGCCGCCGCGGUGCCUCCUCCCACCGGCCCUUCCCGCCGCCCGGGCUCCGCUCUGCGUCACUCGCCGGGCGCCGGGGACCGGCGAGCGGGACGGAGCCGGGCCAGCGGCGAGGGAAGCUACUAUGGCUGCUACAGUGAACCUGGAACUUGAUCCCAUCUUUUUGAAAGCUCUGGGCUUCCUGCAUUCAAAGAGUAAGGAUUCUGCUGAAAAGCUAAAAGCUCUGCUUGAUGAGUCUUUGGCCAGAGGAAUUGAUUCAAGCUAUCGUCCUUCACAAAAGGAAGUAGAGCAACCCAAAGUGUCUAUUACCAAGCCAGUUUCCAGUAAGCAGGAGCCUAAAGCUUUGUCCAGUCUGCCUUCAGGCAACAAUAAUGGCAAGCCCAUCACAACAGAAAAGGUGAAAAAAGAAACAGAGAAGAGGACUGCUGAUAAAAUGAAAGUGGAAAUUGGUGAAGGAGUUGAUGUUCCAAAGAAACCCAGGCUAGAGAAGCAAGAGGCUCGUUCGUCCCCUAUCACAGUCCAGACUAGCAAGGAUUUAUCCAUGCCUGAUCUGUCUAGUUUUGAUGAAACCAGUGCUGAUGAUUUUGCCAUGGAAAUGGGCUUAGCCUGCGUUGUUUGCCGGCAAAUGACAGUUACUUCUGGAAAUCAGUUAGUAGAGUGUCAGGAGUGCCAUAAUCUCUAUCACCAGGAUUGUCAUAAACCUCAGGUGACAGACAAAGAAGUCAAUGAUCCUCGCCUCGUGUGGUAUUGUGCCCGCUGUACUAGGCAGAUGAAGAGAAUGGCUCAAAAGACUCAGAAACCACCUCAGAAACCAGCUCCUGCAGUAGUUUCAGUAGCACCAACUGUGAAAGAUCCAUUGGUAAAGAAACCUGAAAUUAAGCUCAAGCUGGAUACCCCAACAACUUUCCUAGCAUUCAAGAGGACAGAAGUCAAGACCACAGCAGCAGUUUCGGGGAACUCAACCGGUACCAGCAUUUCCUCUUCAGCAACCAGUGGCCUUACUGGAUGGGCGGCUUUUGCAGCCAAAACCUCCUCCACCGGUCCAUCAACCACCAAACUGGGAUCAACAGCACAGAGUACCAGCGGAAAACCUGCAGCCUCCUCUAAUAACCAGAAACCUGUGGGUUUGUCCGGGUUAACAACAUCGAAAACAGGGCUAGGGUCAAAAAUAGCUUCCAGUAACAACACCACAAACCCUGUUCAACUAAAACCUCUUCCACCUCUGACCUUGGGGAAAACAGGUCUGAGUCGUUCAGUGAGCAGUGACAAUGUCAGCAAAGUAGGUCUUCCUAGUCCUAGCAGCACGGCCCCAGGCAGCAGCAGCCAGGUGAAUAGUGGGAAUGGAAGCAGUAGCACAACAGGUAACAGCGGGAGCAGCACCAGCAAAUCAAGUGCAGAUUCUGGCAAUCAGUCACUGUCCCUAAAGGGCCCGACUUCUCAGGAAUCACAGCUCAAUGCUAUGAAAAGGUUACAAAUGGUCAAGAAGAAGGCUGCCCAAAAGAAACUGAAGAAGUAACAGAGCUGUCUGUUAAUCUUGUUUCUUCAAAACAAAAAUAUAUGUGAAGUAUAACAUAAUUCAUUUAAUAAAUAUCCAUGCAGCUAAUUUCUAGAUUGGCUUUUUUUUCUAUAAUAUGCUUAACAAUGUAAAUCUGUAUAUUUUCUCCAUCUACAGCAGACUGUAAAUAUACUGUAUGCUUCAGAUCUAGCGGACUAAACAUGUCCCCUUUCUCAAAUUUGAAGAAACAUUUGUUCCUAUUUGUUUAAAGUUUGCAUAGACAAUGUAUUGUAGCAUUUGCCAGUGGUGAUUUAAUAACUAAGGAUACGAUUUAGUCACGGAGGUCAUGAGUUCUGUGACUUUACUGGAUUUCCGUGACUUCGACUUCAACUGUCAAGGGUGGGGGCGGAGCCGGGAGCCCCCGAACCGCAGCUGGAGCAGGGGCUGUGCCACUGCCUCAGCCCCUAUGGCAGUGGGGCUGGGGCUGUCAGUUCCCUCCAUGGGGCUCCAGGUGUCAUUUCUUCCUUCCCUCCUCUCCCCAUUAUUUUUAGUGAUAGUCAUGGCUCCCAUGCAAUUUUUAUUUAUUUAUUUAUUUUUAUUGCCUGCAACCUGUCCAUGACUUUUACUAAAAAUAACUGUGACAAAAUCUUAACCUUAGUUAUAUUUAAGGAUUCAGAAUGGUUUAUGAUGUUACAUUUGUUUAUACAUGUUCAUAACUUUCUAACAAUUCUCCUUUGAGAACAAAACUUUGUUUGGUGUCUGUGACUGACUUUGGGAAGUUUGAUGAAAAACCUUUAAGGAAGUUGUAUUCUGUAUUUGGCACUACUGUGACCACUCCUGAAAUGCUGUGUCCAGUUCUGGGGUCCGCACUUCAAGAAGGAUGUUAAAAAAUUGGAGCAGGUUCAGAGGAGAACCACGGGAAUGGUUAAAGAUUUGGAAAACAUGCCUUCUAGUGAGAGACUCAAAGAGUGAAUCUAUUUAGCUUAUCAAAGAGGAGGUUAUUUACUAAUUAUAAGUACCUACAUGGGGAUGGGGAACAAUAAUUUUGAUAAUGGAGGGUUAUUUAAUAUAGCAGACAAUGGAGAAAUAAAAUGGAAGGUCUGGAAGUUGAAGCUAGAUAAAUUCAGACUACAGAUAAGGCAAAAAAAAUUAAGUGAGAAUAAUUCUAACUAUUGGAACAAUUUACCCAGGGUUGUUGUGGAUUCUCUGUUAUGAGGUUUACAUUAGGAUUGAAUGUUUUUCUAAAAGAUGUGCUGUAAUUAAAUCACAGGUAUUGGACUCAAACAGGAAUUAAUUCAGGGAAGUCCUGUGGCCUGUGCUAUGCGAGAGGUCAGACUGAAUUAUCCAUAAUGGUCCCUUCUGGUCUUAAAACAUAACAUGCUCCUUUUUUUAAGCUCAAAACACUCAAACUUCAGUAUUUGUAAGUAUUAUAUGUAGGGAAACACAUUUUUAUAUAUACGCUUCAUGAAUUAUACUUGAUGCAUUAUCAUGUUUAAUCAGCAUGUUAAUAUAAGUAUUAUACAUCUGUUAACCUGUUACUUUCCUGAGGCUAAAGCAUUUCUCUCACAGUGAGUUUUCAAUGGAGAAGUUGUGCAGAAUUAAUGAAAUUCCAAAUGAGAAAAUUCCAUAGGGAAAACUAUUAUCUGAAAUGGAUUCCAUGAAGAAACUAUUUAAACAUAUAUACUUCGAUUGAAAGUGGCCAUUUGAAAGAGCGCAUUUCAUUUUCAGCUAUCAAGGAAGCUUAUUAGCAGCCUUGUUUUCUUUCUUUCCAUAACUCACCAUGGCACAGAGGGGAGCAAGAGCAUUAGAAAAGAGACAUAUAGGCUCCCUCACCUGAAAAAAAUGGAGGAGCAGAUACAAAAUGAAUGUUUCAAAGUAUGAAUGUUCCUUUGAGUUCAGUGAUGCUACAGAAAACCUUAAAAGAUUCUGGUUUUAAGAGGAAUGAAAAAAUAGAAGUGACGGUGUGGUAGAGACAACUGUCUGCAGGUUUAGAUCUUGAAUUAAACACUUAUAACACUUUACUUUCUCCAGCUGCUGCAAACGU